CAUUUUUUUCGAGACUUUCAUCCGGCAACGGACGGGGUUUUUUUUUUCUUAAAGGAGAAGUGGCAACCCAAAUAAUUUACCCCUUCUCCCCUCGAGAGCUGGCGGUGCUAGGGACAGGAAGGACAGAGCAGGAAGGUGGGGGUCCGGGUGGAGGCGGGAUACCGUCCAGGCCACUUCUUAGGCCAGUCAGACCCCUCGAGGGAGCCGCGGCGCCUCGGGGAGGCAGGUGCGCGCGCAGCCGGCGGGGGGUUCGCGCGAGGCUGGGAAAGGUGUGUUUUGUCCCUCUCGCCGGGCUAGCCCGCCCCGGCCCGCCCACUGCCCCUAGCUUGAGCUGAACUCCUCAAGGGGGGGGGGGAGAAAAAAGGUCACUUUGCGGUUGUCGCGAGACGCAGCCGUUUAACGGUGAGAACGGGUGCGCGGGGAAGGAAACCUCGCGCUCUCCCUCGGAGCCGUUUCCUGAUUGGUUGACGGGAGGGGCGGGGGCGGGCUCUGGGCGCGCGGCUGCGUGUGAGGCCGCGAGAGGCGGGGCCGGGGAGCCGGCCCUCGUCCCCCAUUGGCCCGCUGCGCGUCCGUACGGGCGCGCGCUUGCGCGCCUCCGGCCGUCGCGGGCUUGAGUGGCAGGGGGCGGGGGGGGGCCGCGCUCGGAGCGGGCGGAGGGGCGGGGGGGGGAAGAGAGGCGCUCCGGAGUGAGGGAGCCGGACGCUCCGGGAGCCGAGGGGGGCGGGGGGAGCCGCGCCGCGGGCGCCGCCGCCUCCACCGCCCGGGACGCAGGGGUGGGGGACGGACGAGCCCCGAUGCCGGGGGAGACGGAGGAGCCGCGAUCCCCGGAGCAGCAGGACCAGGAAGGGGGCCAGUCAGCGGCGGCCGACGCGGCUUCGGACGAGCCCCGGCCCGGCGUGGCGGCGGCGGCGGCUGCGGCGGCGGUGGCGGCGGCGCCUGCGGGGACCGCGAGCAGCCGCGUGCUGAGGGGAGGUCGGGACCGAGGCCGGGCCGCUGCGGCCGCCGCCGCCGCUGUGUCCCGCCGGAGGAAGGCCGAGUACCCCCGCCGGCGCAGGAGCAGCCCCAGCCACAGGCCUCCCGACGCCCUCGGGCAGCAGCCCGCGGCCGCGAAGCCCCCGUCUCCUGCUCAGGGCAAGAAGAGUCCGCGACUCCAGUGUGUAGAAAAAAUAACAACUGAUAAAGAUCCCAAGGAAGAAAAAGAAGAUGAUUCUGUCCUCCCUCAGGAAGUUUCCAUUACUACAACUAGACCUAGCCGGGGCUGGCGCAGUAGUAGCAGGACAUCUAUCUCUCGCCUUCGAGACACUGAGAACACUCGGAGCUCCAGGUCCAAGACUGGCUCGUUGCAACUCGUCUGCAAGUCAGAACCAAUUACAGAUCAACUUGAUUAUGACGUUCCAGAAGAACAUCAGUCUCCCGGUGGCAUUAGUAGUGAUGAGGAAGAGGAGGAGGAAGAAGAAAUGUUAAUCAGUGAAGAGGAAAUACCGUUCAAAGAUGACCCAAGAGAUGAGACUUACAAGCCCCACCUUGAAAGGGAAACCCCAAAGCCACGGAGAAAAUCAGGGAAGGUGAAAGAAGAGAAAGAAAAGAAAGAAAUUAAAGUGGAAGUAGAAGUAGAGGUUAAAGAAGAGAAUGAAAUUAGGGAAGAUGAGGAGCCUCCUAGGAAGAGAGGGAGAAGGCGGAAAGAUGACAAAAGUCCACGUUUACCCAAAAGGAGGAAAAAACCUCCAAUCCAGUAUGUGCGUUGUGAGAUGGAAGGAUGUGGGACUGUUCUUGCUCACCCUCGCUAUUUGCAGCACCACAUUAAGUACCAGCAUUUGCUGAAAAAAAAAUAUGUAUGUCCCCAUCCCUCCUGUGGACGACUCUUCAGGCUCCAGAAACAACUUUUGCGGCAUGCUAAACAUCAUACAGAUCAGAGGGAUUAUAUCUGUGAAUAUUGUGCUCGGGCCUUCAAGAGUUCCCACAAUCUGGCAGUACACCGGAUGAUUCAUACGGGCGAGAAGCCAUUACAAUGCGAGAUCUGUGGAUUUACUUGUCGACAAAAGGCAUCCCUUAAUUGGCACAUGAAGAAACAUGAUGCAGACUCCUUCUACCAGUUUUCUUGCAAUAUCUGUGGCAAAAAAUUUGAGAAGAAGGACAGUGUAGUGGCACACAAAGCAAAAAGCCACCCUGAGGUGCUGAUUGCAGAAGCUUUGGCAGCCAAUGCAGGCGCCCUCAUCACCAGCACAGAUAUCUUGGGCACUAACCCAGAGCCCCUGACACAACCUGCAGAUGCUCAGGGGCUUCCUCUUCUUCCUGAGCCCUUGGGAAACUCAACAUCUGGAGAGUGCCUACUGCUAGAAGCUGAAGGGAUGUCAAAAUCAUACUGCAGUGGGACAGAACGGGUGAGCCUUAUGGCUGACGGGAAGAUCUUUGUAGGAAGUGGCAGCAGUGGGGGCACUGAAGGGCUGGUCAUGAACUCGGAUAUACUCGGUGCUACCACAGAGGUUCUCAUUGAAGAUACAGACUCCACUGGGCCCUAGUGCAAAGGAAGACUUUGGGCGCUGGGACAGUACAGACUUUGUAUUUAAAAGAUAAAAAGGACAAAAAAAAUUUAAAGCAUUUAAAAAUCUAGUAAAAUAACUGAAGGGCCUGCUCUUUGCAUUGUGGAUCACAGCACAUACACAGACAUCAUCCCUUUUUCCUGAACUCCCCUCCCUCAUCCUUAAAACAUUGAUGUUGCCUUUACCAGAAAGGUUGAUGAAAAAGCAGUAGCAUACUUGGUUCCAGCCAACAACAGGCUUCCUGCUCAUUGGCAGAUCUCCUUUUCCCAACCUAUAACUGAUGUGCUCUGGAUCAGCUUUUAACUCAUAAUAGUAUAUUACUAUCAUCUAAAUCUGUUUUCUUCUACUACUACCCUAUGGCUCUGGCUUCUCCCCACUGCAACAACCAACACUUACCCUCAAAUAUUAUAUAAUUCUAUUUUCUGGAGGCUGGCAGCUUGACUUGGCACUUUAGGGCCCCUUAGCAGGAUGCUGUUAAACAGCAUGCAUCUCUUCACCCCUUUUCUUCCAUUACUCACUAGGUUUGGAGAAGGAAGAAUACAUGGGGACCACCUUCCUCCCCUUCAAUGGAUCCCAGCACCUCAGUCCCCCCUCCCAAACCUCCAUAUGGCUCUUAAUGGUGCUCACUUGCUUGGAAGCAGGCUCCCAAGAGAAAGGGGACUGCCCUCUGUACAGUCUUUCUGGCUGUAGUACAGGGCUCUAUAUUAGUGAGAAAAGUCCCAGGCUAAUGGCAGAAAUUUGCACUUUGAACAUGUGUGUUUUUGUGUUGUGGAACCUGAGAUUUCUUAUUUAUUAAUGGAAAGUCUGAUUUUUUUUUGGGGGGGGAGGGUCUUUGUUGCUAUGUUUUGUGGGGCUGGGAGAGUAGAUUAUUCUGACAUGGGAUCCUUCCUACAAGAGGUACUUUGAAGGCAAGGCUUAUAGUUAAAGAAGCACAGCCAGCCUCUAAAAUCAUAGUUCUCCAGUGGCCUUUAAAGAAAGCUGGUCCUCAGCACUUAACAGAAUCACUACAGUAGCCUAGUGCUUUUUGGAAGCCUUAGGGAAGGGUGAUAGGUUUGUGGUAACUAGUGUGCUCUUUGAGGUUUUAAGAGCAUUGAGAUACAAGAAAUUUUGAGGGGAUGAGGAAUGUUGGUCAAGGUCUGAAUCACACAUAAAAGAUUUUCUUCUGUGAAUUUAUCUUCUUUUUGUCCCCAGCAUUUCUUUGCAUAUAUAUAUCUCUGCUGGCCUAACUGUGACCCCUUGUUUUGAUUUUGGUUUUUGUUUUGUCAUUGGUCAUUCCAACUCUACAUUAGUGGAAGACCAAACCCUGUCAUUCAUGAAGGAACAAAAUCUAAGAGUCCUUGAGUUUUUGUAAGAGUAAACUGUUCUGUCUUUUUUCCUCUUCAGAAGAGACAAAGCUUCAGUAGACAAAAACAAAAGUGAAAAUCCGUAUGAUGAUGUUUUUGGCUUUCCCCUGAAUUACCUGUUUUCCUCAGAGUAGGGAUUUUUAAUGCAUUGUGGACUGUUUAUUAUUGUCAAUGGGAGAUGCAGAUCGUGGUUUUACAUGCUUACCUCUCAGAAGACUAAAACCCUGAUUCACCUCUUUUUUUCUUUUUUUUUUUUUUUUAUUAUUAUUAGUAGUGUACUUCAGAAUCUGCCACUGAAGACCUGGCCAAUUGUUGUCAGGAAUACAUGAUGACUGUUGGGAAAAAUAAGAGUCUGACUGAGAACAAAACAGGGAAAGGCUUGUUUUUCACAAACACUAAAACUGUAGAGUUUAUCAAAUUUUCUCUGCUUAAUUAUUUUUCCCCAAAAGGAGAGUACGAAAUGUCAUCUCUGAAAGACGCUUACUGUACACCCACCUAUGUCAGUGGUUGGGAUUCCAGGGAGGAGGGAGGAAUACACCUACAGGAACAAUGUUAAACACAUUAUUGUUUCCGCUAGAGUGUUGCAGACUUCCAUCCCUCUCGUGAGAGGGCAGAGAAGGCAUUGAAGACAGGCUUUCCUGCCCCACAGACUUUGCAGUUGAUUUUGGUACAUUGGGUAAAUUUGAAAAUACUGUAAGAGUAAAUAUAAAUGGGUCUGCAACCAAGUUGCUCCUCUUGAUACUGUUUCUCUAGCUAAUAUCUGUCGUUUUUCAUAUUUAGGCUGUCUCCAUGAAUUUCACUUAGAGUGGUUACUCAUCAGCCACCCACAGGAAAGCAAACUAUAUUGUAAACAUCUCUUCUUUCUGGGAUGGGGAAAAAUACCUUUUCUGUACCUCAUUCCCAUCACCAUGAAAGCAACUAGUUCUAAUAAUUAGAAACUUCUUGUCCUGUCGUUGGGGUGCAGUGGAGUGUACAGGGGCUGGGCCUUCUUCAUAGCUACCAUUUGCUGACAAUAAAUUAUUAUAGCAGUUUGCAAGAAAUGUUAAGAUAUUUUUCAUGACCUUUAUUUUUUUCUUUUGAGAACAAAUACUAGCAUAGUGAAAGUCUAUAUGAGCAAACUAAGCCCCAUUCUCAUUUUCUUUUUUUCCUGUGACACUCAUUUAGUUAUCCUUCUAAGGAGUCCUUUUAAUCUUGAAAAACAAUAUUUUAUACUCAUCUUGUUAUCUUUUAAAUAACUAGUCAUCCAUCCAUCUUCAAUUGGCAGUUCUAAAUUUUAUGGAUAAUAGUUGUGAUAAGUACUCAGAAUUUUGGGGGACUUAUGCGACCUCUUUGCUUGGGUUGCUAUAGUGUUUUGCUUAAUUAGAUAGACCUUAAUGCAUUUUACAGGGUUUAGUCAGACACUGGCUGGGAGUCCUGGGUAUGAGCAAAGAAAACAUAAGUGUAGAGCACUUGGACCUCCCUUGUACAUGUUUGGAGGAAGAGCAUAUACUAUACCACCAACCUAAGUGAAGUCUUACAGCCUUGCUGCAGGACCAGUUUCCCUCCUGUCUUUCUAUCAAUUUUCCAGUAUACUCAAGAAAACCGGAACAUCGUCAAGGGGCAAUUAUAUUUCCUAAAAACUUUUUUUGCCUGUUGAAAUGUGCAGGACCCUUUUCCUGUGAUGAGAGAUAGGUGGUUACUUGAUCUAGGUUUAAAAGUUAUGUAAAAAAAAUUAUAAUAAAAGGGAUACUUUGCUUUUAAAAUCUUGUUUCCUCUUAAUCUAGGUAAUCAUAUUCAAAAUAAAUAUGUAAAGAGAAAAAUAAAAGUCUUCCUGGAA
Messenger RNA from Meriones unguiculatus (Mongolian gerbil), 5699 nucleotides. It is a transcript of the gene Zfp91, whose product is annotated as ZFP91 zinc finger protein, atypical E3 ubiquitin ligase. The record is from RefSeq and is a predicted model, not a curated record. Gene Ontology annotation, biological process: regulation of transcription by RNA polymerase II. The coding region runs from base 795 to 2519 and encodes 574 amino acids. The transcript has 11 exons. Lineage: Eukaryota; Metazoa; Chordata; Mammalia; Rodentia; Muridae. Gene Ontology annotation, cellular component: nucleus.